Alternaria burnsii is the source of this 1983-nucleotide messenger RNA. RefSeq lists its product as uncharacterized. Gene Ontology annotation, cellular component: membrane. NCBI's taxonomy places the organism in Eukaryota, Fungi, Ascomycota, Dothideomycetes, Pleosporales, Pleosporaceae. The record is from RefSeq and is a predicted model, not a curated record. Gene Ontology annotation, biological process: regulation of DNA-templated transcription. The coding region runs from base 1 to 1983 and encodes 660 amino acids. Gene Ontology annotation, molecular function: zinc ion binding; DNA-binding transcription factor activity, RNA polymerase II-specific. The transcript has 5 exons.
AUGGCAGGUGAUACAUCUUCCCAAGCCGGAAACAAUGGUCUCUAUCCCUACUCCCCUAGUGAGGUCGGCGCGAUCCUCUUUGCUGGACUCUUCGGCCUAAGUACACUCUAUCAUCUUUUCCAGAUGAUCAGAGGACGAGCAUGGUUUUACACUGCAUUCGUCGUCGGAGCAACAAUGAUGACGGUCGGUUACGCAGCCCGCUACCUUUCUGCUCAGUCCCCCGCCAAACUGAUGACCUACAUCCUUCAAUCGCUCUUCAUAAUCCUGCCUCCCUCUCUUUACGCCGCAACAAUCUAUAUGAUCUACGGACGCCUCGUUAUAUUCGUAAACGCUGAACACGCAUCAAUUAUCCGACCUACACGGGUAACCAAGAUCUUUGUUUGCGGUGAUGUCCUCGCAUUCCUCAUGCAGGCCAGUGGUGGAGGUAUGAUGGCGCAGGCUAGCAUGACAGACAUGGGACAGAAGAUCAUGUUGCUCGGACUGUUUGUGCAGUUGUUGUUCUUUGGGUUCUUUGUGGUGAUUAGUGUCAUCUUCUAUAUGAGGAUGAGGAGUUCGCCACAGAGACAUACCAUCCCACAGUAUGGAAAGUAUGGGUGGCCGGCUUUGUACAAACUUCUCGCCAUUGCGGCCGUCGUCAUCAUCCUCCGAUGCAUCUAUCGCGUGAUUGAGUUUGCACAGGGUCACAGUGGAUAUUUGGCUUCCCAUGAGGUUUACAUGUAUAUCUUCGAUACGCUACCCAUGUUCGUGGUUCAGGUUUUGUUUCAUGCUUGCGACGAAGAAAAGCCGCGAUGUUCGCACUGCGUCCGGCACGAAGUUGCAUGUGUAUAUCCAGAGUUGGUGCCACCGCGAGCCAAAAGUUCAAGCGCAGCCGCAAUAUCACCCGGACUGCCGCCAACAACUCCAGAUGCAUUACUACGCUUGGCUACACCUCAGAACGAUCCUUUCGCGGCCAGCACACCAUGCUCAGAAACGAACAUUAUUCCCUCGUUUUCGCUCAAAGACAUGUCUUUGUUGCACCAUUGGACAGUAGCCACGAGCCAUUCGAUACUACCGGGCGUGCCAGCAGUCAACCGACUUUGGCAGGAUGUUUACCCAGAAAUUGCAUAUAACCACGCUUACAUGAUGCAUAGUCUCAUCAGUGUCUCAGCUUUACAUAUUGCCUAUGUUCGUCCAAGCGAUAGACGCGCAAAUCUGCACAUUGCCGCGCAUCACCACACGCUCGCUCUUAGCGGGUUCAGGGCAGACACUUACUCCAUCAGACCAGAAAAUGCCGAUGCAAUACUGGCCACUUCAACACUCAUGUUUUUCUACGCCUUUUGUACAUUCUCCAAACUUUCAGACGAAAUAGUGGGCAUACAGCAUGAUGGCGACAGUGCCAGCAUCUCAGCUCGUACAUCGCGUAUCCUAGGUGCAGAAUGGAUACCACUAAUCCACGGCGUAGGGACCGUGAUACGUCCGGUAUUCGAGUACCUCAAAGAAGGACCUUUGCGAUCACAACUCCAUCUGAAGGACUGGGAUACUAUGGACCCUGACGUACACCCUGGGCCGGAUGACGAGCACUUGUUGCGCAUCAAACAAACUUGGGCGGAAGACGAACACAAAGCAAUUUACGACGAGGCGUUGUACGUCUUAAGAAAGAUGAGUGCGUGGGAGGCACAUUUCAACAAUACUUGGGAGACGCAACAAGAGGAGUGGGGAUACAAUGGUGGCUAUUCUGCUCCGUUCGUCUGGUUAUCAGUAGUCCCCAAAGAGUACUUCAAGCUACAGCGGCAAAGGCAGCCUUUGGCUUUGCUCAUCUUUGCCUAUUUUGGUGCACUACUAGAGCAGAUUCUUCAGCAUUGGUGGACAGAUAGUUGCGGGAAGAGUAUCGUCGAUGUGGUCGAUGACUGCCUAGGAUCGUAUUGGGCUGAAUGGAUGGCAUGGCCAAAACAAGUUGUCAACCAACAGCAGCAACAACGUUAUCAGCGAAAAGCCGAGAGCUGA